CAACAAGUCUUUAAUGGGACCCCAAGUGCCUCAUCUCCCUUUUCUCGCACGAAUCUUCUCACACCUGGCCAUGCCACAAUGGUUAUAAUACAGCUUCUUCUGUUGCUCAGUUUCUUGGACCAAAGCGAACAGGAUUUUCUGUCUGCUCGGCUUGGACGGAUCACUAGAGCCCCCUGCGCCCGGGGCCAGCCGUGUGACCCGAGACAACGGCGCGAUGCAGGGGGACGCGGCGGAGUGUACGAGCACCUCGGGGGAGCGCCGAGACGCAGAAAGCUUUACUGUGCCACUAAGUACCAUUUACAAAUACACCCAAAUGGGAAAAUAGACGGCUCGCUUGAGGAAAACAACCCCUAUAGCAUUAUGGAAAUCACGGCGGUAGAUGUGGGAGUGGUCGCCAUCAAAGGGAUAUUCUCGGGUCGAUAUCUGGCCAUGAACAGUAAAGGACGCCUUUUCGCAUCGGAUGUGUUCAACCAGGAGUGUGAGUUUGUGGAGAGGAUCCACGAACUUGGCUAUAACACGUACGCCUCUCGCCACCACUCCACCGUCCAACCAGCCGUAGGCGGGGGAGGGGCCAAACGUCGGGCCAGCGCCCAAAGGCACUGGUACGUGUCAAUCAAUGGCAAGGGCCGGCCACGAAGGGGCUUCAAGACUCGCAGCACAGACAAGGCCUCGCUAUUCCUUCCCCGUGUGCUGGGCAACAAGGACCAUGACAUGGUGAGGAGGCUGAGGGACCCAGCCAAUCAGGCAGGACCGGAGGGACAUAGGCCCCAAACCCAGGCUGGACAGCAGGGCCAUCGGUCUCAGACCCAGACUGGACAGCAGGGCCAUCGGUCUCAGACCCAGGCUGGACAGCAAGGGCCCUCUAGGCGCCGUGGGGAGCGGAGAAGGAGGCGAGACCGUGGCAGGAAAGGCCAGACCAGGAAGCCAGAUGACUGACCCUUGACCCCUGAAAUUCCCAAUCAACCCUAGAAGGCAGUGUCUCUCGACACAUACAGAACAGAAGAACGAAUCACAGACAUGACAACAUGUGUGCCUCUCCAGCAAGGGAACAUAUCUUGGACCUGAGGUGUCAGCUGAGUGCAUCUGAUGGACAAGGAUUGAACACAGGUCUUGAAUUGAGACAGGAACACAAAGAGUGCUGCAGCAGACUUGGCUCCAACCACUGUACAGAGCUGGUCUAGAGGCAGCAGACUGGUCUACAACCAGACGGACAAAGUCCUAACAGUCAGAGCUCAGGCCUGUGGUUAAGGUACCUCUGACAGUGACACAAAGACACUUUGAUGUGACGCCUGGUGUUUGUUGUGUACAUAGAAACUACUAUGAUGGGGACCAAAGUCAACACAGCUGGAAUCUGUCUCCUCUCUUCUAUCUGUCACCAAGAAAAGGAUGAGAAGUUAUCCAAUUUCAUUUCUACAAAGACAUACCAGUCAUGUACAUAUAUGUAUUUACAGUUACUUUGAAAUCAUGUUUCAUAUAUCAACAGUUUAAACAUGUUCAGUGAUUUUGAGUAAGAUCUGGACAUCCAAUAAGUGCUUACCAAUAACAAACAUUAUGAGCUGAAAGAUGGAAAAGGUUAUUGAAGAGUUGUACAACAUAGAAAAGCACUUUGUCCGAUGAUCGUAACUCAUGAUAGGAACAAGAGAAAUACAACAUGGGAAACAGACAUGUUUGUGAACUUGUGGUGUGAUAGUCUACUGUCUGAGGAGUACUUGUAUAUUUACUAAUGAUAUGAAUAUUUAUUUGUUGUUAUUUUUUAAGUUAUUGAUGAGAUUCUACAUGAGCGAUGAGAAUGUUAAUGUUGCGUAGUAUUCACUCACCAGUUGAACUCUGGUUAUUGUUACUUGUUACUACUGAGGCCACUGGGCUGGGCUGAGGAGUUACACAUCACUUUAUGUUGCUGACUGAUUCACAUAGAACAAAGUGGAGAACAUAUAUAAAGC
Messenger RNA from Osmerus eperlanus (European smelt), 1940 nucleotides. RefSeq names its product fibroblast growth factor 3 (gene fgf3). Lineage: Eukaryota; Metazoa; Chordata; Actinopteri; Osmeriformes; Osmeridae. Bases 79 to 936 code for a protein of 285 amino acids. The record is from RefSeq and is a predicted model, not a curated record. The transcript has 3 exons. Gene Ontology annotation, molecular function: growth factor activity; fibroblast growth factor receptor binding. Gene Ontology annotation, biological process: animal organ morphogenesis; regulation of cell migration; positive regulation of cell population proliferation. Gene Ontology annotation, cellular component: cytoplasm.